AUUAAUCGGAAAAUUUUAAGGGAUCACAGCAAUCCAUUGGAACUGCCAGAAUCUGUAUUCAUUGGACAAUACCGUCUGAAUAAAGAAGCGUUCGUAAUGGUGUUGGACAUUGUAAAAGAACAUUUGUUACCAUCAACCAUUCCCUGCGUGAUUCAACUGGCUGCAACAUUGCGAUUUUUAGCAGAAGGGUCUUACCAAAGGUCAGUUGGAAACGAUUCCACCAUAAGUCUAGGCAGAAGUACUGUAUCAGUUGUAUUAAGUCGUGUACUGAAAGUUCUGCUAAAAUAUGUAAGUCCUCAGUGGAUAAAACUAAGGAUGGAUGAAAGUGAAAAACGUAGAUCAAGAAAUUAUUUCUUUAACAAAAACAAAAUACCUUCCAUUGUUGGUUGCAUCGAUGGAACUCACAUUAAAAUUAUAAAACCCACGAUUGAUGAGCAGUUAUAUUUUAAUAGGAAGGGAUAUUUCAGUAUGAAUGCCAUGAUCAUAUGUGACGGUGACAUGAUGAUACGAGCAGUUAGCGCACGGUAUCCCGGCGCAAGUCAUGACUCAUUUGUGUGGAAUAUGAGCAACGCACGUCAGCAUUUCCUAAGAGAGUACGAAAGUGGAGAUCGAACGACUAGAUUAUUAGGAGAUUGCGGGUAUGGAAUUGAACCAUUUUUGUUAACACCUUAUAGAGAUCCUGCAUACAACACAAAAGAACAUAAAUUUAAUAUAGCACACACCUCAGCUCGCAAUAUUGUGGAGCGAACUAUAGGCGUAUUAAAAAGCCGAUUUCGCUGUUUGCUUGGUACAUUACAUUACAGCCCAGAAAAAGUAGUACAAAUAGUGAACGUAUGCUGCGCGUUGCACAAUAUAUGCAGGAGCUACAAAAUUUCAUAUGAAGCUGAAGAAAUAGCUGUUGCACCAGACGAUCUUGAACAAGAUAAUUCUUUAUUGUUCUCUACGUCGAAUCUGCAAAAUGAAGGCAAGAAAAUAAGAGACGAAAUAGCAAAUACAUUAUAA
Molecule: messenger RNA, 1002 nt
Organism: Lucilia sericata (common green bottle fly)
Lineage: Eukaryota; Metazoa; Arthropoda; Insecta; Diptera; Calliphoridae
Product: putative nuclease HARBI1
Exons: 3
Coding region: 97-1002 (301 amino acids)
Source: RefSeq, a predicted model, not a curated record